GGGGAGGGGGGAUUUUCUCGACUGAGGAUGCUGCUGCCCGGUGGCCGGCAAGGGCCCUAUCGGUCUCAAACGUGAAUUUUGGACCGACACAAUCUCAUAUAGUGAUUGUUCUGCUUCCUGUGUUGCGCCACAACAAAUUUCCUUGGGCUACAUUUUCCCUCAGAUUUGAGGAAAAGAUUUGAGGUCACGCUAAGGAGCCUGAAUACUGAGGUACAGAAACGGUUUUUUGUUCACAACAAAAAAAAACCUAGCGACGGGACCGCCGAGUUUGCGGCAGCCAAAAAAGCUAGCGAUGAGCUCAGCUAAAGUGCCGGGACUCUCGGAUAGAUUUCUAACAUGUUUGAAAUCUGGACCCCAACGCUGGAACCCAACGCUGGUUGGAACGCAACGCUGUUCUUUUGUGGUCCCUGGAACCAAAACGCUGGAACCCAACGCUGUUCUUUUGUGGUCUCUGCCUCUGGGGAGUCCACAAGCUGUAAAUCUAACAAGCAGCCAGCCGUGCGGCUUUUGGCCGCGCCACGUCUGAGAAAAGCCUUUUCUGUGAUGAGCGGGGAGAGGAGACUUGACUGGAGCCAGAGAAUGGAGGCGGCGGGCUGGCGGGGGUUGGGGGAGGCACUUUCUGGCGCACUUCACAGACGCACAAAAACAAGGAAGCCCGAAGGGAAGGCGGUCGAAAAUAAGGCAACAGAAGCCGCGAACGGAAGCGCGCCCCCCUCAGGAUUGGUUUGACAUUACGAAGCUCAGCCUCGCUCGCCCCGAAGACCUGAAGCGGAUCACGGCCGCGCGCGCACUCCCGCUGCUCCCGGGCGCUGGGCGGAGAGAGCCGCGCGCACCGGUUAAUUCUGCCAAUCAUGCGUCUCGGCCGCCCAUCGUGUGGGCCAAGCCCCGCCCCAACCGCUCGCUGGCGGAGGCGCGCGCGCAGUCCCGCAGCUCUGAGUCGCUGAGUGAAGCGGCGCCUCGCGCGUCAGUCAAUCUGGCCAAUUGCGCGUCUUUUCCGCCUACCGCACGGCCCCGCCCCUGCCGCAGGAUCGAUUUACGGCCGCAGAAUUUGAAUAUAUUUUGGUGGAUGAGACGAAAACAAGGAGAGUCUUGUGACUAUGAGAUACUAGCUGGUUGAUGUGUCAUGAAAAACUUAGUGGUCCCUAUGUGGGAAGAGAAAAACCAAGAUUUCACUUUCAAGAUGGAAAGUCCGUCAGACUCAGCUGUGGUUUUACCUAGCACUCCUCAGGCCUCUGCGAAUCCAUCAUCUCCCUAUACAAAUAGUUCACGAAAACAACCUAUGAGUGCAACACUUAGAGAAAGAUUAAGGAAAACAAGAUUUUCAUUUAAUUCCCGUUACAAUGUGGUGAAACGUCUUAAAGUAGAGAGUGAAGAAAAUGAUCAGACCUUUUCAGAGAAACCAGCAUCUUCCACAGAGGAAAACUGUUUGGAAUUUCAAGAAAGUUUUAAACACAUAGACGGUGAAUUUGAAGAAAAUACAAAUUUGAAAAAUACUUUGAAGAAUCUCAAUGUCUGUGAAUCUCAGUCACUUGAUUCUGGAUCAUGCAGUGCUCUCCAAAAUGAGUUUGUGAAUGAGAAGCUUCCUAAACAAAGAUUAAACGAUGAAAAAGCCAAAUUGGUGAAGCAGGUUCAGGAGAAAGAAGACCUUCUUCGGAGGCUAAAACUAGUCAAAAUGUAUAGAUCAAAGAAUGAUCUGUCUCAGUUACAGUUGUUAAUAAAGAAGUGGAGAAGCUGUAGCCAGCUGUUGCUUUAUGAGUUGCGGUCAGCUGUGUCUGAAGAGAACAAGAAACUAAGCCUUACUCAAUUGAUAGACCACUAUGGGUUAGAUGAUAAAUUGCUACACUAUAACAGAAGUGAAGAAGAAUUUAUAGAUGUUUAAUUCCUGAUUUUUGCUCCAGAAUAUCUUUGAGAAUGACAACUUAAUUAAAAGAUACUUAGGCACUUUUUUUUUUUUUUGAGACUAAGUCUCGCUCUUGUCACCCAGGCUGGAGUGCGAUGGUGCGAUCUUGACUCACUGCAACCUCUGCCUCUCGGGUUCCAGCAAUUCUUCUGCCUCAGCCUCCCGAGUAGCUGAGAUUACAGGCGCCCGCCACCAUGCCCAGCUAAUUUUUGCAUUUUUAGUAGAGGCUGGAUUUCACCACGUUGGCCCGGCUGGUCUCGAACUUAUGACCUCAGGUGAUCCACCGCCUAGGCCUCCCAAAACCAUUAGGGCUCAGAGGAAGGUAUCUCGAUGAAUAUCAAUUAUGGGCACUUUAAUAUAUAAAUUAUAAACUAAGUUCUAAAAGGAAAAUUAGUAUUUUGGAUAGAUUUGUCAAAGAAAACUUGACAUUUAAAUCAUGUUUAAAAAGUCAUUUGGGCAGUUCUGGAAACUAGUUUUAAUACAUUUGUUUUGUUUUUUAUGACAAAAAGUUUUAUUUUAAAUGUUAAAAAUUGUCCAAUCUGGUGAAUGUCUAAACCCUGAAGUUUAAAAAUUUGUCUCUCUCCUAAGUUCAUGCACCUUGUUUCCAUCCAUUUACCACAUAUUUCCAUCUGCUAAUCUAGCAGGUAAUUAAACUCAUAUGUCCAAAACCAUA
Molecule: messenger RNA, 2573 nt
Organism: Pongo pygmaeus (Bornean orangutan)
Lineage: Eukaryota; Metazoa; Chordata; Mammalia; Primates; Hominidae
Gene: SFR1
Product: SWI5 dependent homologous recombination repair protein 1
Exons: 5
Coding region: 1124-1879 (251 amino acids)
Biological process (GO): positive regulation of DNA-templated transcription; double-strand break repair via homologous recombination
Cellular component (GO): Swi5-Sfr1 complex
Source: RefSeq, a predicted model, not a curated record